AUGGCUGACAACGUGCAGAUAAAAACUGAUGAUCUUCAUAAAUUAAAAGAAGGUGAGAUAUUUGUUGAUGCGGAAACAGGUAAAAAAUAUCGGGUAAGGAAAACGUUUCUUCCUCAGCACAUUGGCGGCGGUCCGCACGGCUUAGGUGAUCCGAAUGAUAGAACAUUAAGGCAUAUUGAAGCUGAUGUCAUUAUUCCCUAUCAAAUGAACACAGAAAUCGAGCGAGUAGAAUGUCAUAAGCAGUAUUUAGAUCUUGUUCAUUGUAUGAAGACCGAAGGCGCAAUUCGUGGUCUUAAACUUUGUCGGCCUAUUCUUACUGUUUAUAAUAAAUGCAAAGCUGAAAAAUUUAGAGAUCCUGAAUUUCGUGAGCGCAUCACUGAACAAUUUUUAAAUGAACGAUCCGAAUAUCGAAAAACUGGUUUGAAUAUAAAAGAACGCGAGUUUCAAACAUUUCGCACUUCCAGGGUGAAAGAACCGGAUGAAAAUACUUGA
Messenger RNA from Dracunculus medinensis (Guinea worm), 492 nucleotides. The record is from the annotation of a GenBank genome assembly. Lineage: Eukaryota; Metazoa; Nematoda; Chromadorea; Rhabditida; Dracunculidae.